AUGGAAAACUCACAGCUGGCAGCCAGCAUCAUGACCACAGCUACGUUGAAUGGGUUCAACUCGGCCCCGGACACACCUUCGCCCGUCUAUCCAGACCGAUUAAUCCGACCACUCCCCAAACGGACCUUGCGCUCACGUCUAUCCCUCUGUGCCGCCGAUUCGAUUCUUUACCCGCCGGCGCCCGCUGCAACCCAUGUCUUCCACGGCGUACCGACAGAUAGUGGGGAUGUUGAGAAUGACUCAAAGGUCUAUGUGCAGGAGUCCGUGGAGCACGAAUGUCCAGAUUGCAACUCUUGGCAUCAUUAUUAUGAGGAUGACGUAAGUUGUGACUGCGACUGUGACAGCGCUGAUGAGGAUGGUCCUGUUGUGGUGCGGCGGAGUGCUGGUUUUCGCGGGGCUUCCCUGUCUCCGUCAGCUUCGAGCUCCCACCCCCAGAGGCUUCCGGUCAACGGGGAAGGGUCUCGCCAGAUCAAGUCUGCUUCAGCAGGCCCUGACGGGUAUGAUGCUUUCGAGAACACCAACAACAAGAAGAAACGCAAGAUUCCAACGCCGGGAAACAUGGGCAAUAACCAUUCUAGCUUGUCUCCCGAAUUUUCUGCCAUGGGACUCGCGACAUCAGCUCCGUCGACGCCUUCCGCAACGACAGCUGAUAGCUUGGCCUAUUAUGGAGCGGGCAAUCCGGCGUCUCCGGUUGGGAGCGGGAUCUCCGGUUCAGGCAGAGGUCGCCUUGGGCGCCAAGUGCCUCGCGGUGGCAGUGGAAAAAUCCCGUUGUCAGUCCAAACUCAAAUUGGUUUUGCAAAUGGUGACCCCGCCGGGAAAUCAGACCAGGGUAUCAUUUCGGCUGCCAUCGCAAACGCUGCCGCGGUCUCUUCUCCGCCGAGAGGCUCUGGUAAUGUCAGCUUGCUCGACCAGCAAACCAAUGCCACGACGCCCACCAAGACCCAGUUUACCUUCACGUGUGAAUCGGAUUCCUCCAAGGGCAUGGCAAUGCAAGCACAGAACACCUAUCCCGCGCAGCACCGCUCGCCCACCUCCCCUUUUCCCGCGAUUGCACAUAAUCCUCGAAACUUUUCCACGCAGGGCACGCAAACAAGUCCAAGUAUGACUGCACAGGCUCACCAGCAAUUCCAGCAGCCGUCGCAGAUGCAGCAACAACCACAAAAUCAUGAUGGGUCCGCUGCCGAGCCGGCUAAUGCUGGCAGAAAGAAGAAACGGUCACCGGACAGUGUCUAUGCGCUGGCUGCACGCCAACGAAAGAUCCAGCAGCAAUAUGCCAAUCUUCAUCACCCUCCGAGCAUCGAAGAUCUCUGGAUUUGUGAGUUUUGUGAAUACGAGAGCAUCUUUGGUCGUCCACCAGAGGCUCUGAUUCGGCAAUAUGAGAUUAAGGAUCGCAAGGAGCGGAAGCGAUUGGCGGAGAAGAAGAGACUGCUCGAGAAGGCCAAGAUGAAGGGGCGGAAGAAUAGGAAAGCAACCAAAAACGCAACGAAGAAUACCUCGGCCCACCAACCGGCGUUUCAGUCUAGUUACGAUCGUGCGUCUGUUGACCAUCCGUCUGUUGGAGGGUCAGGAGGCGGCCAUGAAGAUAAUUAUAAUGAACAUGAUGAGGAGCCGGUUCCCUUUCCGAGCCCUCCGCCCGCUUCCUUCAAGCCGCCAUUACCCCCGGAGCAUCAAUCCAGGAUAUCUGCUAAUUCCAUGGUCGCGCCUGGUGCAAUAGAUUCAGAAACGAGUCGGCCACCAUGA
This is a messenger RNA of Aspergillus chevalieri, 1740 nucleotides long. RefSeq lists its product as uncharacterized. NCBI's taxonomy places the organism in Eukaryota, Fungi, Ascomycota, Eurotiomycetes, Eurotiales, Aspergillaceae. The coding region runs from base 1 to 1740 and encodes 579 amino acids. The record is from RefSeq and is a predicted model, not a curated record. The transcript is spliced from 3 exons.